AUGAAGUUCUCCACUGCCAUUGUCGUGACGGCCGUCGCUGUCGGUGCUGCCGCAGCUCCAACUCCAGGGAAGACGGUUGAGGACUACUUUAUUGGGGCGGAUAAACGGGACAAGACUGUUGAGGAUUAUUUCAUUGGAGCUGACAAGCGUGACAAGACUGUUGAGGAUUAUUUCAUUGGAGCUGAUAAACGGGACAAGACUGUCGAGGACUACUUUAUUGGAGCUGAUAAACGGGACAAGACGGUUGAAGAUUACUUCAUCGGAGCUGACAAGCGAGACAAGACCGUCGAGGACUAUUUCAUCGGAGCCGACAAGCGAGACAAGACGGUUGAAGAUUAUUUCAUCGGAGCCGAUAAACGGGACAAGACCGUCGAGGACUACUUCAUCGGCGCCGAUUAA
Molecule: messenger RNA, 399 nt
Organism: Metarhizium robertsii ARSEF 23
Lineage: Eukaryota; Fungi; Ascomycota; Sordariomycetes; Hypocreales; Clavicipitaceae
Exons: 2
Coding region: 1-399 (132 amino acids)
Source: RefSeq, a predicted model, not a curated record